AUGGCCUGUUCUCCACUGACGGCAGAAGAGAGCAUUGUUGUUGUGCCCCCUGGAUGCCAGCUCGACGCAACGUGUGUUAGUCACAUUAAGCGUCUCAACAGAAAUACACUGUAUCCAGGGGACACAACAACAACUCUCUCUUUUGCUAUCAGUGGGACACAAGGCAACGGAGCAAAAUCCUGGAUCAACCUAAGCCACUCAAUGUACCGUCUCGGAACGUACACCGAAGCAACUGGUAAGGGUGAUAAAUCCUGUUUGACUAUAUCUAACCAGGCCUACAGCAAGAACCUAAGGUCCACUUCUCGUAGAAGAAGGAGAAGAACUUUGCUGAGGUUAACGGCUCGUUCUGGUCCUGCAGCUCUCUCAGUCUUACGCCCUAGGACAGGGACACGAGGCCUUGCUCUAAGCAUCCUCAGCCUACAGAUUUUAGCUAGCAAGUGUCAGCAGCAGUAUCCUCUGUUGAAUGCUAAAGAGAAGUGCUUGAGGAACGACAUUCUAAAAACAAGCAUCAGAAACAUGUCAUCUGUACGUCAUUUGAACCAAGAAGAAGCCAUUAAUGUGGAUCUGGAAUUGUUUAAUGAAUAUCAGUUCAGUGUCAAUCAGCUGAUGGAACUGGCAGGUCUUAGCUGUGCUCAUGCAAUUGCAGAAAAGUAUAAGCCAGACCCCGGUAAAGGAGUGCUGGUGUGUGCAGGACCUGGAAAUAAUGGGGGCGAUGGGCUCGUGUGCGCGAGACAUCUAAGACUGCUGGGCUUCACUCCUGAAAUCCUGUACCCGAAGCCAACUGACAAACCGCUGUUUAACAACCUCGUCAAGCAGUGCGAGAUGUAUGACGUAGCUUUCAUUAAAGAAAUGCCGAGUAUGGAGAGCCUAAGCAGCAAAUAUCACUUGAUUGUGGAUGCCCUGUUUGGAUUCAGUUUCAAGCCUCCUGUAAGACCACUCUUUGCACCCAUUAUAGAAUUGUUAAGCAAGGUCAGUAAUUUUUUGUUAUCAGUGUGGAAUAGUCUUGUUUAUUUCAGUAUAGAAUGAAGUAAAAGGAUUUAAACUUU
Messenger RNA from Penaeus indicus, 1046 nucleotides. RefSeq names its product NAD(P)H-hydrate epimerase-like (gene Naxe). The record is from RefSeq and is a predicted model, not a curated record. Gene Ontology annotation, molecular function: NAD(P)HX epimerase activity. Gene Ontology annotation, cellular component: mitochondrion. The coding region runs from base 1 to 1026 and encodes 341 amino acids. NCBI's taxonomy places the organism in Eukaryota, Metazoa, Arthropoda, Malacostraca, Decapoda, Penaeidae. The transcript is spliced from 8 exons.